AUGGGCAAAUUACCCGGUCUUGUCAAUUACUCUGAUGAAGAAGAUCAAUCGUCCUCUUCUUCUGAUGAAGCCAUUCAACAACAACCAACUAAACCAGUAUCGCCAUCACAAAAGACAGACGACCGAUCAAUACAACAAAAUCAUACAGACAUGCCUUCUACACCUGAAACGACUUUACCGACCAUCUUGGCUAGUGAUCGAUCUACACGAUUAAAAACGAUUCUUACACCAGCACCUAUUCCUGGCAUCGACAAUUGGGGUAUACCAUCUGAACCUGACGAUAAAGUAGAUCCAGAUCGAUUGGAAAAGAUCCAACAUUUUUUAUCAUUACGACAAUCCGGCCAUCGACUAAACGACCAUUUACAACGCAACAAAGCCUUCCGGAAUCCACGGAUUUAUGCGAAAUUGGUAGAAUUUGUAGAUUUAGAUGAAACAGGAAGCAACUUUCCCCCAGAUCAAUUUGAUCCCAAAGGAUUUCCUGCUUCUUCCUAUAUUGAUGGUAUUUUGGAAACACAACGUCGAUUGGCAGAAGAAAAAGCACAACAACAACAACAACAAGGUCGAUCUCAAAUCGCUUUUGUCCCAUCCAAACCAUCAACAACAGUGGACACUUCCGCCAAACUUGCUGCUGCCAUGGCCAAUGCUGCGAAAAUCGCCAACAAGAUC
Molecule: messenger RNA, 666 nt
Organism: Halteromyces radiatus
Lineage: Eukaryota; Fungi; Mucoromycota; Mucoromycetes; Mucorales; Cunninghamellaceae
Product: HCNGP-like protein-domain-containing protein
Exons: 3
Biological process (GO): regulation of DNA-templated transcription
Cellular component (GO): nucleus
Source: RefSeq, a predicted model, not a curated record